AGGCAGGCGGGCACACUUUCCCCCCGCUGUACCAAAACAUUCGUGACUCCGCGCCAAAUGCAGCUUGCGCCCGACGAGCGCGCGUGAGUUCGUACUUCAAAUGGAGAUCGCGGAGGCAAGAGGAGCAUCCAAGUGCGUGGAGAAGAUGGAGAAAGAAGUGGCGCCCCAGAAGCGACAACGGUGCCGCGCGACUGCCGCGCUGAACAUAAUCUCGUCGUUGUGCUCCGUGGCGUCCAUCGCCUUUUGCAUUCUUCUGAGCAUUAACGCAGCUGACGUUAAGAACCGGGUCGUGGACUUGCAGAGCGGGAAUGACGGGCAAAGCCUCGUCCGCGCUCCUGGCUACUCCGUGGAUGAUUUAAAUUCAUUGAUCGACCGAAGAGUGGACGAGCUGUUCUCCCAGCGCUCCUAUGAGAAUCUUGUCAAGAUCCGGACUGCGCGACAAACGUCCCCUGAAUGCAGCUGCCCUCCAGGACCUCCGGGAAAGCGAGGAAGAAGAGGCCGGAAUGGAGAGCCAGGACCUCCUGGCCCUGAAGGUGCCAAGGGUGAAAAGGGGGAUCAAGGCGACCAGGGACCACGGAUGGUCUUCCCUAAGAUCAAUCAUGGCUUUCUUUCCGCUGACCAGCAGCUCAUAAAGCGACGGCUCAUUAAGGGAGAUCAAGGGCAAGCUGGACCACCUGGGCCACCUGGGCCACCGGGGCCUCCUGGGCCGAGGGGGCCUCCAGGGGACACGGGGAAGGAUGGACCCAGAGGUGUACCCGGUCUGGCAGGAGAUCCAGGGCAGCCUGGAGAAACAGGACUCAUGGGACUUGAAGGGCCACAAGGGGAGAAGGGUGUACUCGGGCCUCCCGGCAACCCCGGCGUUGAUGGACUGAAGGGGGAUGUUGGCAUCCCAGGAUUGGACGGUGUCCCCGGAGCCAAGGGUGAAAUGGGAGAGCGAGGUGAAAAGGGCGACAUGGGUGAAGAUGGACCGAAAGGUGAUAUCGGGGAAAAGGGUGAUGCAGGCUCCUCUGCAGCAGGCAUCAAGGGGGAACCUGGAGAGCCCGGACGAAGUGGACUAAAGGGAGAGCCAGGACUUCCAGGGCUGCCUGGACUCCCAGGGAUAAAGGGUGAGCCUGGGUUCCUCGGCCCCCAGGGGGAGCCAGGACUUCCAGGGCUCCCGGGAACUAAGGGAGAGAGAGGCGACCACGGGCCACAAGGGAAAGGUGAAAGAGGAGAACUUGGACCCCUUGGACCAAAGGGUUCACAGGGAGAGUCCGGUACACCCGGCCAUAAAGGCUCAAAGGGAGAGACUGGAGACAAAGGAGAACUUGGCUCUUCCGGUCCAAAGGGCCCCCCUGGACAGAAAGGAGACCAAGGGGCCACUGAAAUCGUUGACUACAAUGGAAACAUUCAGGAGGCUUUACAGAAGAUUACCACAAUUACAAUCACGGGUCCUCCUGGACCUCCUGGGCCGAUAGGACCUGCAGGUAUAAAGGGUGAUCGCGGGAUGCCCGGUCUGCCUGGACUCGAUGGUGAAAGAGGCUACAAAGGCUCUAAAGGAGACAUGGGAAUGCCGGGAGCUUCAGGAGAGAAAGGAACAAUCGGUUUAACCGGCCUGCCUGGUGUAAAUGGGGUAAAGGGGGACAGGGGAGAUUCCGGUCCGACCGGCCCUCAAGGUUCUUCAAUCGUCGGCUCUCCAGGGGCACCAGGGCCCCACGGACCCCCAGGACCCAUGGGCCCCCAUGGUUUCCCUGGAUCAAAGGGGGAACCUGGUAUGCAUGGCGUGAAGGGGAUUCGGGGAGAGGUGGGACACAAAGGGGAUCGUGGACCGUUGGGUCUCCCGGGAGCCUCCGGCUUGGACGGCAAGCCCGGAAUCAGGGGCAUGGAUGGGCCCACCGGUGCAGCUGGUCCAGCCGGGCCAAAGGGGGACAUAGGCGAGAGAGGAGUACCAGGUGAACCAGGACCGAGGGGACCUUAUGGACUCCCUGGAGCCGCUGGAACACCGGGCUUGGAUGGGUCGUCAGGCUUAAGGGGAGAGAAAGGCGACGUUGGGGAAAGAGGAGAAAAGGGGGAGAAGGGAAAGAAGGGCAAAAAAGGGCCUAAGGGCGAGAAAGGAGAACAGGGUGCCCCUGGAUUAGAUGCACCCUGCCCAUUGGGCCCGGAUGGAUUACCAAUGCCUGGAUGCUGGCAGAAGUGAUCACUCUAACCUGAAACGCAUGGAGUUUGUAAAUAAUGCUUCUUUUAUGGUAUUUAUAGUUUUUUUAAUGGGGAAAAAAUAUAUGUAAAAGAAAAAGAAGUCUAUGUGUACAACGAAACAAAAAGAGAUAACCGUCCCGCGCCUCACGCUCUCUUAGCUGCUUCUACUCACAUCGCCGUGUGGAAAAACCGAAAAAGACUUGUGUGUCCGCUUUCUCACAUCCAUAUCGCGGUGGAGUUCAGAUCCCCGGCUGGCAGCAGGACUUGUCUCUGUAGUCUUUGCAUGGCUCGGACUGGAGCUCCACGGCCCGGCCAGACCUGCGUGAAAGAGUGGAAGGAGGAGGAGGAGGAGGAGGAAGAGGAGUGGGAUCUGGACUGGCUUCUCUAACACCAAACGCUAGGUGUUCUGUGUUGUUUGGUCUCAAGCUCACCGCUCCUUCAUGCAGCACCACUUUUGAAAGACACAACAACAACAAAAAAAAGAACUGUGCCAAACAGAACAUUGCAACUCUGACCCUGCAAAAGCAUGAGUAGUACUGAAACUACAUUUAUAUCUACUGCUACAUACAUGUCAAUGUUUUGUGGUUGCAUCGCGGCUUUUGCAGAGAAGAAAAAACAACACUAACAUUAAAAAAACAACAACAACAACCCCAGAGCUCUAAAUCAAGUCAAUUCUGCUUUCCUUUAAUCUCCCCAAGGGAAUCACGCCAUGGCUGGUAGCCUGAACCCCCCCCAAACCCCCCCCCGAAAGUAAAGCUGUUGGUUAUUGUUGCUUUAUUGUGGUUGAGACCUGCAGAGGGUGCGACAGCAGGUCUUCACUGUUGCCAUCCUCGUCUUCAGCGUGGCGCCUCCCACGGCCACGUGUCUCGGGACAAAGAGGGGAAGAACUCAGCAGGCCUCCCCGUUUUAGGAAAACACAUCGGGCUCACGAGAGGCGCGCUGAGGACGCACUCAGGAGGAGUGGGGCCGAAAUGGAUUCUGCGGGAGGGUCGCUCAGGAGCCUCCUCGAUCUCCAUGGAGAUCAGCCGGAGCAUCUGGCUGAGCAAAGGAGCGGCCGAGGGCAACGGCAGAAUGCAAACAUGUUCAUUUCUUUUUUCCUUCUGCUCUCAUUCUUUUGACAUUGUUUUGUAUUUUGUGUAUGAUAGCCUUUGGUGCCUCAAGCUUUUAUUCAUUCCUUUAUCCGAAAUGUUUAACUUUAUAUUGUAUUUUCAAUUAUUGGAAUGGGGUUUAUUUCAGGAGAGUAAGCUAUGUACGAACAAGUGAGGUGUCGUGAGAGUAUUGAAAAGACACUCGCUGUUUUUUAAAAGGAAUCAUUUUUAGACGAUAUGUGUUGAAAUAGCAGGGAGGUGACAGCUUCCAUCUCACCUGCCUCAGAUUUUAUGCUUUUGAAGAAGCUCGUGUUGUUUGCGUAAAACAUAUCCAACAAAAGAAACAUGCCACUUGUUCAUUCUGGACUUGUUGUAUGGGAUUAUAGUUGUACAGUCUUGUCGAUUCACUGCAUGUACGCAAUCAAUUACUUCUGGAUUUCUUAAAUAUUAAAAAACAGUAUUGAUUUGGGAAAGCGUUGGCCGCCCUGAGCAUUGUUUCAGCGCUGGGGCUCAUUCAGCUCAAACUAAGCACCAAAGUGUCAGGUCAUGUUGAACAGAACAAUCUCUGUGGCAUUACGCUGCUCUUUUACACCUCGUUUUUCCCGUAGAAAUAUAUAUAAAACAUGCAUUACAGUGCAAGAAAAGCAAAGUUUGACAGUUAAUCAGUUAACUUCCAUUAUUUCACCGUAGUCUAACUGGUCAUUUAUGUCACAUUCCAUAUCAAAUGGAGCAUGAAAUGCAGCAAUAGGUUUAUAUUUCAACGUAGAUUAUCCAUUUCAUAUUUCUUACUUUCAAAUUGCCAUUUGACAUAGUGGGUGCUAUGCAAGGGGAUAUUUGAUAUUCUUUUCAACAUUUUAAACCAGCUGAAAUGUUUUACCGGUAAGAAACACCAACAUUUUGUUGUGAUGUAGCAGCAACCACAGCGCAUACAGUUUCUGUUUGAUUGUACGGUUCUUCUCAUCGUUCUAAAGAGUGGAUGUACGUCUGUAUAGAUUAUAAUGUUGCUGUCUAACAGAAGGUCAACAACUGCUCUACCAAUGGCAUGAACUUCACCACAGGUUUGUUUGUUGUUGGUUUUACAAAUGUAACAAUUUAAAGUGUUUCUGUGCAUACAUUUGUGUAUUUCUCUCAAUAUUUUACUUGCAAGUCAUUAUUUAUUUUUUUAUAAUUUCCUAAAUGAAGGCAUUUUGGUUUUAAACAGCAUUCCUUUCAGUUGUUUUGGCUUUUGCUCUCAGUUUCCACAACGUCUCUCUCGAUAUUCUGAAGCAUUUUGGAUUAUCCGAAGACGUCACAUUUUCAUUUGCAUUGGUGCUGCAAAUGCACCGCUCUGGAGGAUGGUGGACAUUUAUAAAAAGAACCAGACCAGUGUGUAUUCACUGAGCAUUUAAUCCAGAUUAUAUGCCUUACAGUGGUUUGUCCACUUUUAUUUAAUUGUGUUUGUCAAAACGCCAUCUAAGACAACAGAGUAGGCCCGAGUGUUGACAGGCCCUGUGAUCACCAUCACAGCUUUUUCUCACGUUUCCUCUUCUCUCUUUCUCUCUUUGCAUUGAAUGUAGUUUGAUAUAUGUAUAGUGGAUUAUUAAUGUACUGUUAGUCUGUGUUCUCAUUUGACAAGAAGUGCAAUUUAUGCUUUGGUUAAUGUGUGCAGCAUCAAACGCAGCUGAACCGUCACGUCAUUGUGGUUUCUGAUAGCUCCAUUUGUUCAGUCGUGCUACCCUGUAUGCCACUGCCUGGUUUAUUUACCAGCAGACAAAGAAACAAAUGUAAACAAGGACCUUUCAUUAAAUCUCAAUUUUGGAUUGGUUGAAAUAUUUCCUCAAAUUCUGUCUCCUCUGUUUCAAAAGGUUAUUUCCAUUACUUAAUAUCUACUACAUUUUUGUCUUAUUUUUUAUUUGUGUUUUAAUUUCCAGACUUUGUCACAGUAUUUCUGUACAAGUUGCUGUACCUUUAGCAUGUGCAGCUAAGUUUUUGUGUUUUGUAUUUUUUUUAAUUCUGUUUUUAUUUGUUUGAUUGUUGAUUGUUUUUUUGUUAAGUAAAAAACAAAUUACUUCUGCUUAUCGCAGAUGUGCCAAAAUAUUAGUAUUAAGCAGAGUUCAGGUUAGGCUCCAAAAUGACUGCAUGCAACAAAAAAAAAACGUUUGUGGUUGUGUGAGUGGGUUGUGUGUCAUUGUUGCAGAAAGGCUUUGAGUCAAAGUCUUGCUCUCAAGAAAAACAAGCCUACACCCAAAGUCCACGCUUGAAUCAUCAACACCUCUUAGACUGCUGAAGGAUAAUUGAAAAAAUCCAACCCAUCUGCAUUAUUAGUGACCUGUAAUACACCGCAGCCUUACUGAAAUAGGGGUUUUGCCGCAUGCCCUCCGAGAUCAAACGCAGUUAACCUCAUGGCUCUCUGUUAAAAUGGCAUUUUUUUGGUUGUGGUAUUUGUUCACUUUGUUCUGUUUGUAUUCCUCAUUUUUUUACCCACUUGAUUGACAUUUCUUUAAAGACCCUGGUGUUCACAAGCUAUUAUAUUUCAAGAUGACCUUUCAUAUUACUGUACUGUUGGAGCCAAAUAAACAGUCUUUCAAUUACAUCAAA
Molecule: messenger RNA, 5840 nt
Organism: Gasterosteus aculeatus aculeatus (three-spined stickleback)
Lineage: Eukaryota; Metazoa; Chordata; Actinopteri; Perciformes; Gasterosteidae
Source: RefSeq, a predicted model, not a curated record